Cotesia congregata is the source of this 1620-nucleotide messenger RNA. The record is from the annotation of a GenBank genome assembly. Lineage: Eukaryota; Metazoa; Arthropoda; Insecta; Hymenoptera; Braconidae.
ACUAUGUCCAAUCUAAGCGAGGUCAGGUAUAAGUGACAUCCAAAUUUUUACAUUCUCAUAAUAAAGAAAGAACCAACAGUAGAAUAAAAGAAGAGGAUUAAAGAGCCAUGCUGAAUUCUUAGAUGGUAACUAUAUAUGCAUGUGGCUAGUUACAAUCAGUUAUAUUUUCGAGCUCUCCCGAGUAGGGCUUCAAAUCGUUUUCGAAGAAAAACGAACAAUUUGACAAAAUUUUAAAAUGGCUUUUAGUAUGCAGACAAUUGUUAUUUUAUUUAGUGCAGUUUUUACAAUCAUUCUCAACAAUAAUAUUGUUGAGCCAAUAACUUUUUUUAAACAUGAAGAUAUUCCUAUUCUUGAUCGAGCUGACUCUUAUCAGAGAUCUAUUUACGAAAUGGAGAACCCAUUGACAUCAAGAGAUCAUGACGCAAGUCCCGGACAAUUUCCGUGGAUGGUAUCAAUCCAUAUUAUCCAAAUUGACAAUGAUGAUCAGUACUUUCAUUGUGGUGGAUCGAUAAUCUCAAAUCGUUGGGUACUGACCGCUGCACACUGCAUGAAGCAAUCUGAACGAAUAUUAGUAAUGUUCGGCGACGUAAACAGGGCCCACGCUGACUACUACUCCUAUCAAGGCCCAGGGUUCGCAAUGAUGGAACCCCACGUUUUUUCUCAUCCAUAUUGGGAUGGACACCACGAAAAUGACAUUGCACUGCUCUACAUGCCCGAGGACAUUCCUUUUGGACCUACGGUCCAACCGAUAAAACUUUCCGGCCACAUGGACACCUACAAGUCCUACAGUGGAAAGCAAGCUCUAAUUAUGGGCUGGGGACUGAACGGCACAGGAAGAGAGACCGUCAUUCUCCAAUAUGGAUUCUUGCCAAUCAUCUCAAUCGAGAUGUGUUACAUAAGCGGAUACAUAACCUCAGAUACACUGUGUACCGCAGCAAACACAGGAGUUGACGCAUGCCCAGGUGACAGCGGUGGUCCUCUUAUCGUUUACAGCCAGAACUACAAUUGCUACGUACAAGUUGGCGUAGUCCGUGCUGGAGUGAACAAAGAUUGUCCAAGUGCGUAUCCCGGGUUUUACACACGCGUUGACUUCCACUAUCUCUGGAUUCAAAAAAUCACGGGGAUACUAUUUUGAUUUAGACAUUUCUAAAAUUUGACUAAUGUUUUUUCAAUAUUUUGAUAUUUCAAGACUGAAGAUUUUUUCUGAGAUUAACCUUGGCAGUUAUUAGUCGUUAAUUUAAUAACAUUAGUAAUGUAAAUAUUGUGUUUACACAUAGAGAUUAGACUGUUAAGAAAUUGAAUUUAAUUAUAAGUUUAAGAAUACUGUAAAUAAUUAUUUAAUUUAAAUACCUCGAUAACUUUUGACGUCUAGAUACAUUCAAUACAAGUAUGUUUUGUAUCUUAAAUAUAAAAAUUAUUUACUGUAAAAUACUAAGCAUAAUUCUUUUUGAUUAUCAUUAAUAUAAAUAAUUUAUGUAUUUAUUUGCUAAUCAUAAAAAAUAAAUAUGUGAAAUUAUUUUAUUCAGUGGGGUGAUAGUUGAAAGAGUUUUAUUUAUAUCUGCUGGUGGUCACUUGACUUUUUAUUUUGAGUUAAAAUAAAAAUUAAUCGAUGAAAAUAAA